Molecule: messenger RNA, 908 nt
Organism: Ctenocephalides felis (cat flea)
Lineage: Eukaryota; Metazoa; Arthropoda; Insecta; Siphonaptera; Pulicidae
Product: dachshund homolog 1-like
Exons: 2
Coding region: 57-851 (264 amino acids)
Source: RefSeq, a predicted model, not a curated record
AAUCAAGUUCUUUUUAAUACGGCUUCGUCCUGGCCGGUUGUUACGUAACUGUUCGUAUGCCGGACAUGGACUCGCCGGUUUCCGCUACCGGCAGCGAUCAUAGCGCCGCUUCCGCUUCAUCAGCGGCAAAUAACAAUAAUAACGGCGCCGCUUUGAAGCGCGGAUCUUCUACGCCACAGCAUUCACCGCAGCCGCUCAUAGGUUCAGGCGAAGGUAACGAAAACCAUAGUCCGAUGAUGAGAGCAGGACCUCUUCAGCAUGGCCAAAGCGGGAUUCAACAACCUGGCUCUAGCCCAUUAAUGCAGCAUGCUGCAGCCAUGCAACUAACACCACCGCCGGUAUCGACCCCUAAUGGCUUGGGCUCUUUAGGCGGUCGUCUUGGACCAUCUGCUCUUAGUCACUUACCUCCUCCUGGAUUGGGACUUCUAAACUCUCUUCAAAUGAUGCACCACGCUUCGCCUUUGGAGCUGAUGGCGGUUGCUCAGCACCAUCACGGUGGACCUCCAAGAUCAUAUAAUUCACCUCCGCCAAUAUCGAGUUCUGAUCCGGCGGCCAAUGAAUGUAAAUUGGUAGAUUAUCGUGGACAAAAAGUUGCUGCGUUUAUAAUUUCUGGAGAAACAAUGCUAUGUCUUCCGCAGGCAUUCGAAUUAUUUUUAAAGCAUUUAGUAGGUGGUUUACAUACAGUAUAUACAAAAUUAAAAAGACUAGACAUCGUGCCGCUCGUGUGCAAUGUGGAGCAAGUAAGAAUUUUAAGAGGACUUGGAGCAAUUCAGCCUGGAGUUAACCGUUGCAAACUCCUUAGCUGCAAGGACUUCGAUGUGCUUUAUCGCGACUGCACAACUGCCAGGUGAGUACGAAGUGGAGAAGGUUUAAUUUAAGAAAUAACAAUAAGUCAGGCUAAUCUAGAC